Molecule: messenger RNA, 3162 nt
Organism: Bursaphelenchus xylophilus (pine wood nematode)
Lineage: Eukaryota; Metazoa; Nematoda; Chromadorea; Rhabditida; Aphelenchoididae
Source: the annotation of a GenBank genome assembly
AUGAAGUCAAUUUCAUCCAGAAUUGUUAUUGUCGGAGGAGGAAUUGCAGGUGUUUCAUGUCUAGAUGGUCUUCAAGACUCUCCAGAUCUCCCGCAAAAUGCAAAACUGAUAUUUAUCUGUGGCAAAAGUGGGUAUAUCAAACGAGUGAAGGAUUAUGAAAAAGUAAGUUUAGGUCUCGCCACGAAAACAAUGAUUCCUGGAAAUUUUUUUAUUUUGGGUUGAACUUGACCUAUUUUCAGACAGGAAUAGUUAUGGAGAAAUUCGAUGUCACCACAGAGCCAGUCGCUUCGUUUUCCAAGGAUUAUGAAGAUGUCCAAGUUAUUGAGGAUAAUGUAAUUUCUUGGAAUCACAAUCGAAAAAUCUUGCAUUUGUCUUCGAACCAGCAGGUGGAAUAUGACAUAUUGGUGAUUGCUACCGGUGCCAAACCCAAAAGUUUGAAUUCAAUGAAAUCGGAGAGAAUUUUGACGAUUAGGGAUACGGAUACUGUAAGGAAUUUGACGGAGAAAUUGAAGUCAGCAGAGAGGGUGGCAAUUAUUGGAGAUGGCGGAAUUGGAAUGGAGUUGGCGUAAGUACAGUGAGGCACCUGAUCCAGUGGCAAAAAACGUGCCAUUUUGCAUCCGGGAAGUAUCAAAAAUGUGGCAAAAUACCUCCCUCUCCAAGUGAAAAAACUCCGAUUUCAAAAGCGGGCCCGCUCUUUGUGUGAGGGAAAGCAAAAUUGUAGUGAAGUAUGCAAAAAAAAAAUGAUACAGUUUUAAAAACGCUUUUUUCACUUGGAGAUGGAAGCGUUUUGCCACAUUUUUGAUACUUCCCGGAUGCAAAAUGGCACGUUUUUUCCACUGGAUCCCCUACUGUACGCGAAUUAAAAAAGAAAAAUUGAUUUUUUUUUAGUUACGAACUAAAAUCCUAUCAAUUGACAUGGAUUUUAAAAGAAGUCUCGAUGGGCUCAAUGUUUUUUGAUGUCCAAGUUGCCCUCGAAAUGGAGAAGCAUUUCCAGACUGGCCGAAAAGAUGGCGACUCCAAAAACGAAGCCAAGUAUCAGAAAUUCACGGCCGAAGACCAUGCACAAUUGAAGGACAAUGUUCUUGGCUGUUCUCUGGGUCCAUUUUGGCUCGGAAAAUUGGGACAAGAACCGUCGACCAGUCGAUCAUUAGAGGUUCUAAGGGGAGUCAGAGUAAUGCAGUAUAAUGUCAGAGAUGAGGAGGUGGAAUUGGAACUGAGCAAUGGCGAGAAAAUCGCGGUCGAUUUGGUGGUGGAAGCGAUGGGAGUUUGGCCGAACUCGGAUUUGUGGAAACAAAAUUGUAGUGAAGUAAGCAAAAAAAUUACAGUUUUUUACCGACAGAUUUACUAGUGAAACGGAUACAGUGGGGGACCUGAUCCAGCGGCAAAAAACCUACCAUUUUGCAUCCGGGAAGUAUCAAAAAUGUGGCAAAAUGCUUCCCUCUCCAUGUGAAAAAACUUCGUUUUGAGGGGCGUCUCUCAAAAAGAGCGGGCGCGGUUUUGAAAUCUGAGUUUUUUCACUUGGAGAGGGAGGUAUUUUGCCACAUUUUUGAUACUUCCCGGAUGCAAAAUGGUACGUUUUUUGCCAUUGGUUCAGGUCCCUCACUGUAUCUUUUGUGAUAAGAAAAGUCAUCAGCAGGGUGAAAAAAAAUUCAAGGAAUUGGGGGCAACUUUAGAAGAACAUUUUGCCAGGCAUGGCACAUGAUGCUUCCUGGAUGCAAAAUGGUGCGCUUUUUGCCACUGGAUCAUGUUUGAAAAAACUGUAAGGUUUUUUCAUACAGUGGCGGGCCUGAUCCAUUGGUAAAAAACGUACCAUUUUGCAUCCGGGAAGUAUCAAAAAUGUGGCAAAAUACCUCCCUCUCCAAGUGAAAAAACUCCGACUUCAAAAUUUCGCUCUUUUCGUGAGGGGAAGACCUUUAAAAAGGAGUUGUUUUAGUUGUAGAGGGAGGUAUUUUGCCACAUUUUGGAUACUUCCCGUAUGCAAAAUGCUACGUUUUUUGCCACUGGAUCAGGUCUCCCACUGUAUUUUUGUUCGGUUUUAGUUAAAAAUUUCUGAAGACGGUGGAAUAAUCGUCAACGAGUGUAUGAUGACAACAAUCCCGAAUGUUUACGCUUGUGGUGAUGUCUGCACUGUGCAAUGGAAAUCAACCUCUCAUUUGUGGCGACAGGUGAGGGAAAAGUUGAUUUUUUUGAUGGCCAUGCUCGAUUAUGCUAUAAAAUUUUGGCCGAAAAAUAAUUUUUGGCUCUGCCGAAGUUGUUUUAUGUGAAAAAAGAGCCAAAAGGAAUCAAAGAGAACCUAAAUUUGUUAUCAAAAGGUAUCCUUGAGACAUAAAAAGACUUUUCUCUUUGAAGAGAGAGCAGUUUAUAUUUUCAUAAGACCCUUUGAGACUCGAAAAACUUUUCAAAAGGCUUUCCAGCAACAAUUUGAAUCCAAAAACAAAAAAAAUUGCUGAUUUCCAAUAAAUGAGUUGCUGGAGUAUCCUUUGAAACGUUUUUUGAGUCUCAAAAGGUCUUGUGAAAAUACGAAUUUCUCUCUUUUCAAAGAGAAACGUCUUAUUUAUGUCUCACGGAUACCUUUUGAUACCAAAUUUAGGUUCUCUUUGAUUCCUUUUGGCUCUUUUUUCAAAUAAAAAGGACUUUAUUAAAGCAAAAAUUAUUUUUCAACCAAAAUUUUAUAGCAUAGUCUAGCAUGGCCAUCAACUUAACUCCCUUUUUCCGAUUUUUUACUGGAAAGGCCCCGUGUAAUGCAUCGAAAGACUUUUGUUAGCAAUUUCUAAGUUUGUAGACAGCAAUUUCUAUUUUUAGAUGCGUCUCUGGACCCAAGCCCGGCAAUUUGGCCAUUUUACAGCCAGAAAUAUCUUGGACCCGCAGGCCGAAUUAGACCCCUGUUUCGAAAUGUUCGCCCACACAACGACUUUUGCUGGCCAAAAAGUUGUUCUGCUCGGGGAUUUUGACUCCAAAAAUGGAGAUGUGGAACUUGAUUAUGUGAAUGAAACGAUAGUUCGAAUCGUAAUCAGAGAGAACAAAGUGGUUGGAGCAUGUUUGAUUGGAGAGUCGGACUGCGCCGAGAUGUUUGAACAACUCAUUUUGACCGAACUGGACGUCUCCAAUUGCCCCAGACCCCUUUCCAAUCAGUAUGGCGAUAUUGUGGAUUAUUUUGAUUAG